Drosophila rhopaloa is the source of this 939-nucleotide messenger RNA. RefSeq lists its product as uncharacterized. The transcript has a single exon. Bases 12 to 740 code for a protein of 242 amino acids. The record is from RefSeq and is a predicted model, not a curated record. NCBI's taxonomy places the organism in Eukaryota, Metazoa, Arthropoda, Insecta, Diptera, Drosophilidae.
CACAGAUCAGGAUGCGGUUCAUCGGUUGUACUUUCCUGGCCUUCAGUUGCCUGGUGGCUUUCUCAGCUGCCAACCCAGCUCUUUUGGCUCCUAUUAGGACUUUUAGCCAGAAUGGAACACUUGUUCCCCAGAGCAACUUUGCCUUGGAGCUGAAAGGAGUGAUUCGCCAGAUCCCAAAUGGUCAAAUUGAGAAACUCGUUCAGACCUAUCUACUCAACGAUCCCGAAUUCCAGAGUCUGAUCAGGGCUAUCAACUCGAUACCGGCUUAUCAAUUCUACAGGCAGUUGCUCAAUCAACCCGAAGUGCGACAAUUGCAGCAAUGGAUCUACCAACAAAUAAUCUUGUCCGGUGGAUCCCCCAAGAUUUUCGAGUACCUGGAACUGGAAAUCAAGAUCUUCAAUAAGUAUCCCUACUGGUCGCAGAUUGUCAAUGGAGUGAGUGGAUUCCAGUCUGAGUUGGUGCAGAUUUAUCCAGUGGAAUUGAUUCGAUCCCUUCUGGAACCGAGUGCCAGCCAAACUAGUGCUCAACUCUCGGAACUUUGGCGUCGUCUGGUGGCCUUGAAACCGGUUUACGAAAGGAUUUUGGCCACUCCCGCGGGCAAGGCCAUCGUCACUGAACUUCAGCGACUGGGCGUAGAUGUGGGUGGCUUGGAUGCCCUUAUUCGCUAUCAAUUCGGCUGGAGCAACGUCACUUUGGCAGCCCAGUUCUCCAACUACAAUUACUACUCAUACGGAUACUGAACAACAAGAUGCGAAAGUUCAAUUACAUUUCAGGGUUGAUAUCUUUGCCAAGAACUUCUUGAAUUCCUGAAAAGUGUAUUUAAUUAUCAUAACUAAUAAGUGUAUCAAAUCUAUAAAUUCUGGUCUUAUGUGUAUAUAUUAAUCCUAUUUAACAACCUUAUACCGAUUUGAAAUACAUAUCUAUACGUGUGGAAGAACA